Molecule: messenger RNA, 429 nt
Organism: Dreissena polymorpha
Lineage: Eukaryota; Metazoa; Mollusca; Bivalvia; Myida; Dreissenidae
Exons: 1
Coding region: 1-429 (142 amino acids)
Biological process (GO): neuropeptide signaling pathway
Cellular component (GO): membrane
Molecular function (GO): neuropeptide receptor activity
Source: RefSeq, a predicted model, not a curated record
AUGAUCGUUCUCUACGCGCGUAUCGGACUAGAAGUGUGGAAAGCUAUGCGGAUCCGAGGUGCGCAUGGCGUGGAUUUAACCGCGCUGAGCCAUUACCACCACAACCACGCACAACAGCCUUACCAUCGGGCCUUUGUCCCAGCCGCCGACAUCCAGCGCCACCAGCCUCCUCAUCAGAACAUACCCAGUAACGUGAAGCUCCUGUUCAUAGUGACGGUGAUCUACAUCGUAACGUACAUGUUCUAUUUGGCGCUCUCUUGGGUGGACCAGACGCGCCUAUCCCAGACUCAGUUCUUCGCGUUCUCAGUUUUCUACAGGGCUUACUUCAUUCACAGCAUUAUCAAUCCGCUACUCUAUCUGAAAAUGGACACACUCUUCCGCCGGCGGUGCAAGAAGAUUUUUUCAACGGCGUUCCCAUGUACACGAUGA